CUUAAUAUGGCCUUUUGCCCAACCUCCCAAAAGUACGUCCCACAUUGCACUGUUGGAUUUGCCGCGUUUCGUUGCCAUGGAGCCAAGUUACGCCUCUCCACCCGUGAAAACAAAGAGACGGCGGUUUGAAACAUAAAGAAAGCUCAGUGGUUGAUAUACAAUAUGUUCUUAAGGAUUUUAAGGGAAUGUCCGAGAGUGGUCGGUUAUGUCGUGUGGACUCGCGCGGUCAUAGUGCUGGUUUUGAGGCUCUUGUCAUUUCUGGUUGUUUGUGUUCAACGCAAGCAUGACUGGAAGUGAGGUAGACAACCGCCUGCAGGUGCUGCAGAUCUACCGCUUGUUGCAAUACAUCUAUGAAAAUGAUGAGGCACAAAUUGAGGAGAUGGUCAGCCUUGGGGUGGAGAACCUCAUUAAUCUCACAGAGCCACAGAAUGGAACAGGGGCGCUUCACAUGGCGGUCUCAUCGAACAAUCAAGAUCUAACCAGGUUUCUUCUCUCCCUGAGAGCGCACCCUGACAUCCAGAAUAAGAAGGGCCACACGCCGGUCAUGUUAGCAACGCAGCUGGGCAAUGAUGGCAUCGUGAAAAUGUUGGCAGACCACGAUGCUGAUAUGAGCCUCCAAGAUGAUGAAGGCCAAGGGGUUCUGUUCUACUGCAUCUACCCAACAAAGCGGCACACACGUUGCCUGCAGACGGUGCUCGAGUAUCAAGCAGACGUCAACAAUGUGUCCUCGCAGGGAAAUCACGUUUUUCAGCUGAUGUGUCAACAUGCCGAAGACUGCGCUCACAUGUGUCAAAUGAUGUUGGAGAAAGGGGCCAACCCCAACGCGUCAGAUGAGAUAACUGGCGUGACAGCAUUGAUGGAGGCUUCCAAAGCUGGAUCCUUGGAGCUUGUCAGGGAAAUUCUAAAAAGGGGGGCAAACCCCAACGCCUUGGACCUGAAACGCAUGACAGCGGUGCACUAUGCUGCCAUGGGAGGCUUUUUUGAGGUGAUUGUGCUGCUGUCUGCAUUCUCAGCAGACAUGGGUGUGAUUAAUGUGGAUGAGUGCACGGCCCUCCACCUUGCCGCUGCAACGGGCAACGUCAAUUGCUGCAGGUUCCUGUUUCAGAGAGGUUGCAUCGGCAAAAUAAAGAACCUGAACGGUUUACUUCCACGACAGAUUGCCAAAGAUGCUGGUCACAAAGCAGCUGUCAGGGAGCUGAGGAAAGCUGAGAAAGUGAAGGCCAAAGAUGCCGCUGGUGCGACUGUCCUGACAGACUUAUGGGCUCUGACCCUCCAUGACUGGUCGAACGAAUAUGAACGUGAACUACUGCAAGCCUUUGAAGGUUCUGCGAAGGUUCCCGCGGAAAAAUUCGCCUUAGUUUUAACAUCAUUAGGUGCUCCAGUCACCGAAGAGCAACUCCAGUUAAUCAUUACAUUACAUGGGGGCGGGAGAGGUCCUACAAUAAGCAUUAAUGACUUCAUCAAAGGUAUCAAGUACAUAAAGAAACCGUACCUCCUCCUCUCCUAUAUCCCCAAGAAGAAAAAGGAUAGGAAGCGAGGUAAAGGGAAGAAGAAGCCAAAAUUUGUCCUCCCUAUACCUAUUUGUACCCUCCCACCGGAGUUCAGGCUCCGGCGAGAAGAUGGAGGCCCACCAGAAUACAUGAUGGAGACCUACAAUACCGAAGACACCCGACAACUGGACCAAAAUCUUCCACCGGAACAUCCCGUACUUGAUGACACUUCAUGGUACACGGAGAAACCUGACAAGAUAUACGUCAAUAUCAACUACCUUGUGAAGAAUAGUGACAUCGAGGCUUUGGAACUGGCUUUCGGUCAAAGGAUUCCUGUCGAUAUUCAAGAUCCGUAUUACAAGACCCCGCUGAUGGUGGCCUGCUCAGUCGGAAGCUACGAGGUGGCUCAGUACCUUAUCAAAAAGAGGGCGGCUGUGGAUAUAUGUGACCAGUUCUUGUGGACGCCUCUUCACCAUGCUGCUCAAUCUGGCAUUGUGGAAAUACUGAAACUCCUGGUUGACGCCGGCGCCGACAUAAACGCUCAGACCAUAACUGGGACCACACCCCUUAUGGUGGCUAUCCAGAACUUUCAUCUCCCUUGUGUUGAGUUCUUCUUUACGGCUGGUGCCGAUAUCUUAUUGGAGAACAAGCAAGAACAACACUGUCUUGACGUAGCUACGGCGUUUGGUGACGGUGACGUAUAUACGUUUGUCAAAGAACAGUAUGAAGCUGCGCCUAAGCCCAAAAAAGGAAAGGACAAAACAAAGCCCAAAAGAAAGAAAUAACUCUCCAUCUGCCAGUCUUGGAACGCAUUCUGUACCCGUGGUUUCCCUUUCUUUCUUCGUCUUGGGUCAUGGCUAGCUGUGUGUUGCGCAAUAUAUUUCCUUCAGAAUUUGUUUUUAAUGAAAAUAAAGAUACAUUUUUAUAGCAA
Syngnathus acus (greater pipefish) is the source of this 2421-nucleotide messenger RNA. It is a transcript of the gene ankef1a, whose product is annotated as ankyrin repeat and EF-hand domain containing 1a. Lineage: Eukaryota; Metazoa; Chordata; Actinopteri; Syngnathiformes; Syngnathidae. Bases 284 to 2275 code for a protein of 663 amino acids. The transcript has 10 exons. The record is from RefSeq and is a predicted model, not a curated record. Gene Ontology annotation, molecular function: protein binding.